AUGAUAUAACAAUUAAGCUUCUUGUUGUUGGCGAUGCUUCAGCAAGUAAAACUAAUUUAUUAUUUAGGUAUGCAAAGAUUUAUUAACAUAGUUAUAUAUAAAAUUAGAAUAAACCUGAAAACAUGCCUUAAGUUUUUGAUAAUUUCACCUUGAAAAUGAAUGUGGGAAACACAACCGUGAAUUUGAGUUUAUCUGAUGGUGCUGGUGGUGAAAAAUUCAUCAGAUUAAGAUCUUUAAAUUAUUUAAAUAAAGAUAUUAUUUUACUUCUAUUUUCUGUAAGAUAGAAUCUUAUAACAAUAUGCUUUUGAAAGUAAUAGCUUUUUAAAAAUAUUAGUGGUAUCCUGAAACUAAUGAAGGAGAUAAUUAUUAAAUACCAAAAAUUAUAGUUGGUACUGAUAUAAAAUCUACCGAUGAAAGAAAUAAUUAACAUAAUAUCGAAUUAUUUUAAGGGUCAACUAAAAGCUUAAGAAUUUAGUCUGAAAUAUUUUGA
Paramecium sonneborni is the source of this 490-nucleotide messenger RNA. The record is from the annotation of a GenBank genome assembly. NCBI's taxonomy places the organism in Eukaryota, Ciliophora, Oligohymenophorea, Peniculida, Parameciidae.